Messenger RNA from Exophiala spinifera, 1239 nucleotides. RefSeq lists its product as uncharacterized. NCBI's taxonomy places the organism in Eukaryota, Fungi, Ascomycota, Eurotiomycetes, Chaetothyriales, Herpotrichiellaceae. The record is from RefSeq and is a predicted model, not a curated record. The transcript has a single exon. Bases 1 to 1239 code for a protein of 412 amino acids.
AUGCGUUCCUCGGUGCUCCUGGCUGCCCUGGCCACCGCAGCACCUAUCCUCGCCAACCCCGUGGUCAAGAGAGAUGCCACCACAAAUGGCGGCACCGGCAGCACCUUCAGAGACGACCCCCAAGGCUACAUGUCAGGAUUCAGGGACCCGCGCAUAACAACCUCUGCAGGCAACAAGGCCAUCUGCAUCGAAGGCAUGAUCGACGUCGCAGCCUCGGCGUCCAACUACAAGAUCAACCUCGAGGAACCCACGCGCAAAAGCGACGUGGUUGAACUCGUCGUCGAAGCGUUCCAAACCAACUCGACAGCCAAACAGCAGUACGUCGGUGCGGCGACUCCCAUCAGCGGCACCUACGGGAUCUACUCGCAGCUCUGCUUCCCGCGGUCCACCGACAGCAUCAACUCUACGACGGUCCAAUUCCUCAACCACGGGGCCGGCUUCGACCGCAGCUACUGGAACGUGGCGCCGGGGUACUCGUACGUCGACUUCGCCGCGGCCCAAGGCUACACGACGUUCCUGUUCGACCGUCUCGGCACCGGCCUCUCGGACCACCCUGACCCGCUCCAGGUCGUGCAGUACGGCAUCCAGGUCGAGAUCGCGCACCAGCUGAUCCGGAAGCUUCGCGCGGGCGCCAUCUCCAAGCACGCGUUCACCAGCGUCGUCGCCGUGGGCCACUCGUUCGGCAGCAUCCAGCUCACGGGCAUCACGUCCACGUACCCGCACGACGUCGACGCCUUGGUCCUGACCGGCUUCACCGCCGACCCGUCCGGCAUGCCCUUCGCCUUCGCCGGUUGGAGCCUGACCCCGGCCUCCAUCUCGGAUCCCGUGCUGUUCGGCAACCUGUCCGGCGGCUACACGACCUCGGCGUCCAUCGAGGCCGACCAGUUCUUCUUCUUCCGCGCGCCGAGCUUCGACCAGGCCGUCCUCAACCUCGCCCGCCGCGCCCGCCAGACGCUGGCGGUGGGAGAGCUCCUCGGCAUCCCCGCCCUCGGUGUCUCCUCCAGCUUCACCGGGCCCGUCGACUUCGUCAUCGGAGCCAACGACCUGCCCAACUGUUUCGGCAACUGUGUGCUCCCGUACGACAAGGUCGCCGCCGCCAAGGAGAAGCUGUAUCCCGCCGCGAGCAACGGCUCGGACUCUUACCUCGCGCCCGACACCGGCCACGGCUUGAAUUUCCACUAUACCGCCGAAAAGGCCUAUGAGCAUAUUCACGAUUUCAUCAGGAAGAAUGGAUUCUAG